Molecule: messenger RNA, 2325 nt
Organism: Eremomyces bilateralis CBS 781.70
Lineage: Eukaryota; Fungi; Ascomycota; Dothideomycetes; Eremomycetales; Eremomycetaceae
Product: ribosome assembly protein-like protein Noc2
Exons: 1
Coding region: 82-2325 (747 amino acids)
Biological process (GO): ribosomal large subunit biogenesis
Cellular component (GO): nucleoplasm; Noc2p-Noc3p complex; Noc1p-Noc2p complex
Source: RefSeq, a predicted model, not a curated record
ACUGUACAUCCGAUCCCUAUGAAACCUUCAUUCACGACCACUCCCUAAAUUCUACACCCGGAGUCCAUCCGACACGUCAAGAUGGUUCAGGGCAAAUCGACCAAGAAGUUCGAGAAGAAACAUCUGAAGGAUGUCCUCAAGAACCGCAAAAGCUUCGCGAAAAUCAAGCAACGCCAUCAGCUCUCCGACAAGAAAAAGGCCAAGCGGGCAAAGGAUGCCGCGAAUGGCGAGGAUGACGAGGCCAAGCAGCACGAUGCCGCCGCGAAUCAGGCUUUUGAGAACAUGACCGUGGACGAGUUCUUCCAGGGCGGGUUCGAGAUCCCCGAGGCGCCGAAGAAGAAGAAGGGUUCAAAAGACAAGUCGCCGCUUGGGAAACGGAAGCGAGACCAACCAGUCGAAGAUGAGGAAGCGGACGAAUCAUCGGAGGAAUUCUCCGACGACAUGGGAUCUUUGCAGGAUGAGCCGGUCCAAGACGAGAGCGCAUCGGAAGAUGGGUCCGCGCCCGAUGAGGACAUGGACGACCACCAAGAUCAGCUGGAGGCGCUGAAGACCAAGGAUCCGGAGUUCUACAAAUUCUUGCAGGAGAAUGACACCGAAUUGCUAGAUUUUGAGAAGAGCCAACUCGGCGAGGACGAGGACGACGAUAUGGUUGACGAAAGCGCCGCUGCCGCUGCCGGGGCGGAGGAAGAGGGGGAGACCACCGGACAAGAAGAGCUGACACAAGCGACUUUGGACAAGUGGAAAACAGCCUUGAAAGAGAAGAAGUCGCUGCGCGCGGUGCGAGAGAUCACCGUCGCGUUCCGAGCGGCAGCACAUCUGAACGAGGAGAACGGGAAGGUCUACCGAUACUCGAUCACGAACUCGGAUAUAUAUCACGACCUCCUGGUCACGGCAUUGAAGGAGAUCCCCCCGGUCCUCGAGCACCACAUCCCCGUCACCGAAGCGAAGAACGGCAAAACCCGCGUCGACAUGAACUCGAAGCACUUCCGAUCGCUGACCGCGGUGCUGAAGUCGCACAUGAUGGCGAUGCAGCACCUGAUGCAGAACCUCUCGGACGCCGCGACGUUACGCCUGACCGUGUCUUCCGCCGUCCCGCUGCUGCCGUACAUCCUGACAUUCAAGAAGGUCGUCCGCGAGAUCGUCCGCACGAUCGUGGACAUCUGGGCCGAUGCGUCCAACGCCCAGGCGACGCGGAUCGCCGCAUACCUCGUCCUCCGCCGGUUGACUGUCAUCGGCGACCCGGGCACGCGGGACGACGUGCUCAAAACGGUGUACCAAGGCCUGGUGAAGGGCAGCCGCAACACGACAGUGCAUACGCUCCCGGGCAUCAACCUCAUGAAGAACUCGGCGUCCGAGCUCUGGGGCAUGGACGCCAGCGUCGGGUACACGACGGGCUUCACUUUCAUCCGUCAGCUCGCGAUCCACCUGCGCAAUAGCAUCAAGCAGAACGCCAACGACUCCUACAAAGCCAUCUACAACUGGCAAUACGUGCACUCCCUCGACUUCUGGUCGCGCGUCGUCGCCGCCCACUGCAACCCCCUCGCCCCUACCUCCGACGCCACCGACGCCCCUCUCCGCCCCCUUAUCUACCCCACCGUCCAACUCACCCUCGGCGCCCUUCGCCUCAUCCCCUCCCCACAAUACUAUCCCCUCCGCUUCCAUCUCCUCCGCUCCCUCCUCCGCAUCGCCGCAUCCACCAACACCUACAUCCCCCUCGCCCCCGCCCUCUACGAGGUCCUCAACUCCCCCGAACUCCGCAAGCCCGCCAAGGCCAGCACCCUCAAGCCCCUCGACUUCGACGUCGCCAUCCGCGCCCCGAAGACCUACCUCCGCACCCGCACCUACCAGGACGGCGUCGGUGAGCAGGUUGCCGAGCUCCUCGCCGAGUCGUUCGCGCCGUGGUGCACGAGUGUCGCGUUCCCGGAGCUUGUCCUCCCUGUCACGGUGACCGUCAAGCGCUGGCUGAAAGACGUCGGCAAGGGCAGUUCGGGGAACAAGAACGGCAAGGUCAACAGCCUGGUCAGCAUCGUGGUGCAGAAGCUGGAGGCGAACGCGCGGUGGAUCGAGACGCGGCGGGCGAAGGUGGAGUUCGCGCCGAAUGAUCGGGCCGGGGUGGAGGGAUUUUUGAAGGGGAUAGAGUGGGAGGGGACACCGUUGGGGGCGUAUGUGGCGGGUCAGAGGAAGGGGAAGGAGGAGAGGCGGAAGGUGGUGGAGAAGGGGAGGAAGGAGGAGGAGGGGAGGAGGAGGAGGGAGAAGGAGGUGGAGAGGAGGGAGAAGAUGGUAGAGGCGGAGGGGUUUGGGGAGAGUGAGGAGGAGGACGAAUAG